UCUCUCUCCUCUGUCAGUAGAGAUGGACUCCGACAAUACUGACUACGGUUUUGAAGACGAGGAUGAAGUUUUGGGUAUUGAAGACGGAGAUGAUGAACUUGACCUAGCAGAACCAGGACAAAUAAGUCGGCAGGCGUCGCGACCGACCGAGGAUUUUCACUACGAGUGUUUGACUCCAGAGAUAAUCGCGAAGACUAUGAUAGAGAGCAUAGAGGAAGUCAAUGACGUAUUUCAGAUUCCGUCGACUGUAGCGAGACAGCUGCUCGCACAUUACAAUUGGGACAAGGAACGACUUCUGGAGAGAUAUUUCAGUGGUGACCAGGAUAGUCUGUUUGCCGAUGCUCAUGUCAUAAAUCCACACAAAAAGCCAAAAUCAAAAAAAAUUAUUUAUCCGGCUGUAGAAUGUGGAACGAUGAAUUGUGAGAUUUGUAUGUCUGCUGUGAUGCCCAAGGAAAUGACAGGCUUGGAGUGUGGACAUCAGUUUUGUUGUAGAUGCUGGCAGACCUACUUGACAUUCAAGAUCACAGAAGAAGGUGUUGGUCAGAGCAUUAUGUGUCCUUCUCAUAACUGUGAUAUCUUUGUCGAUGAACUAACAGUCUACCGAUUGUUAAAAGACGGAGCCGUAAUUAAGAAGUAUCAAUAUCUUUUGGCCCUUAGUUUUGUCAAGGCUAAUCGUAGCAUAAAAUUUUGUCCGAGUCCUGACUGUCAGAAUGCCAUCAAGGUCUCAUACUUUGAGUCGAGGCCUGUUCGCUGUGAAUGUGGACAUUGGUUUUGUUUUGGGUGUUCUGAUUGUGCUCACGAGCCUGUCAUGUGUGUGUAUCUCAAGAAGUGGAAGAAGAAGUGUGACGACGAUAGCGAAACAUCAAACUGGAUAUCUGCGAACACCAAGGAAUGUCCGAAGUGUCAUAUAACGAUAGAAAAGAACGGCGGCUGUAACCAUAUGGUGUGUCGAAACAUGGGUUGCAAGUUUGAAUUUUGUUGGGUAUGUCAAGGUCCUUGGGAACCGCAUGGAUCAAGCUGGUACAAUUGUAAUCGAUAUGAUGAGAAAGAUGCGCAGGCGGCACGUGAUUCUCAAGCCAAAUCAAGAGCAGUUUUGGAACGAUAUCUUCAUUAUUGCAAUCGUUAUAUGAAUCACUUACAAAGUUCACGUUUUGAGAAAAAGCUUUAUGCGUCUGUCUUACAAAAAAUGGAAGAGAUGCAACAGCAGGGGAUGUCUUGGAUUGAGGUGCAGUUUCUUCACAAAGCGGUGGAUGUGCUGUGUAUGUGUCGGAACACGUUGAUGUAUACGUACGUGUUUGCCUUCUAUUUAAAGAAGACCAACCAGUCUGUUAUCUUUGAGGACAACCAGAAAGACCUUGAGAUGGCGACUGAAACAUUGUCGGGCUAUCUUGAACGAGAAAUCACAACAGAUUCUAUGGCCGAUAUCAAGCAGCAGGUUCAAGAUAAGCUUCGGUACUGUCAACACAGACGGCAGGUGUUGUUAGAUCAUGUGUUUGAAGGUUAUGAACAGGACUGGUGGGAGUACUUGGAAUAGUAACUGAGUUUAGGGGAGACGCGGUGCAGUUGGGUUGCUUUUGUACAGCAUGUCGAUAGUUGAUUUUUAGUAUGUGUGACUGGCAUCUGCACCUUCAAUCAUGAAUUUAUUAUUGAACAAAAGUUGUAGGUAAGCAGUGUUUGUGAUCAGUCGUAAUGUGGUUGUGUCAGCAAAUGGUGUUUGUUUUGUGAGGUGUACAUGAUGAUAUGUGUGAGUGUGUACAUACAGUAGGUAUGAUAUGGUGUA
Messenger RNA from Corticium candelabrum, 1780 nucleotides. RefSeq names its product E3 ubiquitin-protein ligase arih1-like. Gene Ontology annotation, cellular component: cytoplasm; ubiquitin ligase complex. Gene Ontology annotation, molecular function: zinc ion binding; ubiquitin conjugating enzyme binding; ubiquitin protein ligase activity. Bases 23 to 1534 code for a protein of 503 amino acids. The record is from RefSeq and is a predicted model, not a curated record. The transcript is spliced from 18 exons. Gene Ontology annotation, biological process: positive regulation of proteasomal ubiquitin-dependent protein catabolic process; ubiquitin-dependent protein catabolic process; protein polyubiquitination. Lineage: Eukaryota; Metazoa; Porifera; Homoscleromorpha; Homosclerophorida; Plakinidae.